Pleurotus ostreatus (oyster mushroom) is the source of this 219-nucleotide messenger RNA. RefSeq lists its product as uncharacterized. Bases 1 to 219 code for a protein of 72 amino acids. NCBI's taxonomy places the organism in Eukaryota, Fungi, Basidiomycota, Agaricomycetes, Agaricales, Pleurotaceae. The transcript has 2 exons. The record is from RefSeq and is a predicted model, not a curated record.
AUGUCUGAUCCCGCGUCAAAACGAAGGCUUUAUCGUCAGCCACCAAUCACAAUGCGCGUCGCCCUCUUCGUCCUCGCUUUCGCCGCUGUGUUCGUCCUCGCCAGCCCCAGUGGCGACAAGAAGAAGUCCAGGAAGCCCAAGGCUGCUGCUGCUGCUGCUCCUGCUGUUCCCGCUGAGGAGCCCGCUCCUGUCGAUGGAGGCGAUGCCCCUGCUGCCUAA